Molecule: messenger RNA, 2204 nt
Organism: Mustela lutreola (European mink)
Lineage: Eukaryota; Metazoa; Chordata; Mammalia; Carnivora; Mustelidae
Gene: SPMIP4
Product: sperm microtubule inner protein 4
Exons: 10
Coding region: 207-1976 (589 amino acids)
Cellular component (GO): centrosome
Source: RefSeq, a predicted model, not a curated record
ACCCCUGGCCUGUCCGCGGUCCCUCUCUCUCUCUCUCCCACCCGCACCUGCCCCCAGCCUGCAAGCUCCCCGGGCCCGCAGGUGCGGGCAACAGCGGGAUUCCACGCCCCGCAGAGGCCCACCAGCUUUGGGGAGGAGAAGGGGAGACACAGUGCAGGGCCGCUCCCAGGCCGAUGUCCCAGUCUGUGCCAUCUUAGUCAAGAAACAUGGAGGUAAUUCACGGCAGGCCCUAUUGUUGCAGAGAGCUUGAAGGAGCUGACAUACUGUCCAAUACCUUCUACUCUAAUGAAUUGCACACUCCGCUACAAACAACUGUUCGUCCAACUGCCUCAGAGGACAGGUAUCAGGAAUUAAGGGAGUCACACCAACAAUGUAGACAUCGAUGGGGUGCUGAUAGGGAAUAUGGUGGGAUAAUGCCCAUUUCACUCCCUGAGGAACACAGGCGAAAAUGUAGAUCUCCUCGUGUCAUGGGCAAAGGACAUCAGCAUUAUGGAUUUGGUGGAGAAACCUGGCCGAGAAAACUUCCUAUUGAACAAUUCUAUUAUUUGACGCAGAAUAAAAAAAGUGACAUCUAUGGAAAUGAUUCUUUGAUACCCAAACCACCUAAUUCAACAGUAGGAGAAAUCUGUUCCUCAUAUCCGAUUGAACAUCCAUACCACACACACAUCUCCCGCGGUGCCAUGUUCCCGACGUUUACAUCACCGAAGGAUCUCUACACAGGCAUUAAAGGCCGAAGCCAACAGCCAUUUCCUCCCACUGUGCCAAUGAAGGCUUAUGGUACAACGAUUUUGAAAACAAGAGGUAAUCCUUACAGAUAUGAACUGCUUGAUCUUCCAAUGGAUUCAAAAAAGAAAGGCUUGACUUGGCCAGGACAGGGUGUAUACUAUGAUUUUCCUAAAUGCGUUGAGAAAAACAAGCCUAUAUUCUACCCAAAACCUCCUAAAACCUUCGCUCCUAACACUACUUUAAAUUCGUGGGACCCUAUUAGCUCUCUAAGAGAAGCCAACAUACAAAGAAAUCUUGAGAGGUCCCAUUGGAUCACUUCGUACACUCAUGAUUUUACAGGUCUGGGGCCCAUGAACCCCCUUGAACUGGAUGAUUACCAUGAAAAGGAGGUAGCAGAGUUAACUGGACAGAUAGGAUUUGACCCAGAGCCUCAAGAAAAAUUCCAUCCUGUUUUAAAACCUCCAAGGCCCUUGGAAGGACGAAUUGCUCGACUGAUUCAGAACCGACGUCCUCUAGAGGCUACUGUCCAGCAAAAACCACCUUCCUGUCCAGAUUGUACCCCUAGAGUUUUGUGUACUUUCCAUACCUUUAUACCCAGUUCUACAGAAAUGAUGGCACUUCGUGAUAACACACUGCCGGGAGCCACCCAUAAAAAACAGGAAAUUGAAGACAAGAUUAAGCAAGAACAACUGCUAUCUGCCUAUGCAUCCCCACCUAGUUGCCCAACAAAAGAUCUGGCUAACAUUUGUGACAUAAAAACAUUUCCAAAAAUCACAGAUACUAAAAAGAUAGAAGAUUUGUACUGGAGACAGCUGGCAUUAAAACCCCAACAUAUACCUUACUGUAACCCAAACCAUUAUAUUCCAUAUGAGCGGUUUAAAUCUGUCAUACGUGACCAGUGUAGUAUGUGUCAAAACUCUGUUAGCCUUAAUAAGCCUAGUAUUUUAGAAAGUAAACCAGACUUGGAAGCUUUAGAUUUAGAACAUUUUUUAAGUAAGCGAGAAGAACAGUUGUCCUUGGACAUAGAAAACGAUGAAGAAACAAGACCUAUUCUGGGUUGGAUUCCUAGAGCUGGAGUGGCCAAGCCUCAGACUGACCUGCUGGAGCUUAAGAAUAAUUUUUCAAAAACUGGUGCACAAAAACGUUUCCAUAAAUCAAUUCUACAAGACCAUAAAGAUCUCAGGGAUAAGGAGCAUUCAGGGAUGAAACACCAAUUCUAUGGCCAUAAUUCCUAUUAUUUCUACAAUUGAGAUAUUCAUCCCUUCCUUUGAAACCCAGCUGCUUGCAAGGAAAGUAAAACUAUAACAGUUCUUCAUGUUGUUGGAUUCUGUUUUCUAGAAGAGCCAUAAUGAUCUUGCUAAUGAAGUUUAUGUUUUCAGGAAUUUAAGUUAGGAUCUGGUCAGAGGAACCCAGAAAAGGAGGUGUUCUUAAUUCUUGAAAAGUUUAACAAUUUCAAUAAAAUAUUAGAAUGAGAAAAA